Molecule: messenger RNA, 1519 nt
Organism: Cicer arietinum (chickpea)
Lineage: Eukaryota; Viridiplantae; Streptophyta; Magnoliopsida; Fabales; Fabaceae
Product: zinc finger protein ZAT9-like
Biological process (GO): regulation of DNA-templated transcription
Source: RefSeq, a predicted model, not a curated record
UGUAGCUCUUUUCCUGUUCAAGAUCACACUUUCUAAAUUUUAGCAGCGGAAUAAUUAUUGUCACUGUUAUAAUGUGUUUACACAACUCAUAUGGUAGUAGUAGCUAUAGUACUAUUUUUACUUUUAUUUACAAUAUAUAUAAAUAUAUAUAAACACAAAAAAUCAUAAUUUAUAAUCUUUUGGUGGAGGAAGGAAUGCUUGUCACCUACUCUUUUUAAAUUCCCAUUUGAACUUAUGCUCUAUAGAGAGAGAGAGAAAUAAGAGUAACCACCCAAACCAAAAGGGUUGUUGAAUUUGAAGUUGGUGUGUUUUGAUAAUGGAAAGACACAAAUGCAAAUUAUGUUCAAGAACAUUUGGUAAUGGAAGAGCACUCGGUGGACACAUGAAGGCUCAUCUUGCUAUAGCUAAGCCUAAAAUACCAUUAAUCACUCAAUCUGCAACUUCAUUCUCAUCAUUUUCAUCUUCAGAAUCCGAACAAGAACAACAACAACAAGAAGAAAAAGCUUUGGUUUAUGUGUUGAGAGAGAAUCCUAAAAUGAGUUACAAAAUUGCAGAUCCUAAAUUUACUGAGUCUUUGAUUGUUGUUCAAGAUAGAGAGAGUGAGACUGAGUCAAAGAACCCUUUAACUCGUCAACGAUCAAAACGAAACAGAAAAAAUAACAUCAACAACAACGAUUUUCAAUCAAAGAAACCAAAGAUGAGUGGUUUCAUCUUUUCAACACCAACACCACCGUUCAAUGAACAAGAACCUGUUAGCUCUGUUUCUAAUACUUCCCCUGAAGAAGAUGUUGCUAUGUGUCUCAUGAUGCUGUCAAGAGACAAAUGGAGUAGAGAGAGAAACAACAUUAACAAUGUGUUUGAAGAACAAGAACAAGAACAAGAAGAAUCAAAGGUUAAGAGAGUUCGUGGGAAACAUUUGUGUGAAAAUUGUGGGAAAACAUUUCGAUCUUCAAGAGCACUGGGUAGUCAUAAAAGUGUUUGUUGUCGCAACCAAGACCAAGUGAAGAAUACUAACAAUGGUGAUAAGAUUUUUGAAUGUCCAUUUUGUUCGAAGGUGUUUGGUUCUGGUCAAGCACUUGGUGGUCACAAGAGAUCUCAUCUCAUUUCUUCCUCGUCUAAUUCCAAUGCUAAUAAUGUUAAUCCUUCGGUUAGUUUCAAAGAAAGUUUCAUAGAUCUCAAUUUGCCUGCUCCACUUGAAGUAGAAGAUGACGAUGACGAUCUUAGUGUUGUUUCUGAUGCCUAAUUGCGAUCAAUUUCUUUGAUCUAUGAAGAAUGGUUUAAUUAAUAUUGGUUAUUUAGCUUUUAAUUUGUUGGUAUUGGAAAAAGUGAUUUUAUUUAUUUUAUUUUAAUUUGAAAGUAUGAAGAAUAUUUGAUUAUGUUUAUUUUGAUAGAUCAAAUGCUUUUUUAUUUCUGUAGUGGUAGAUGAGUAUAAAUUAUUAUUUCAACAACUGAUUGUUAUGUACUAUUAUAGUUACACGAUGAAAUGGUAGUAAAACAGUUGAAGUUUCUACUCCACUUA